Messenger RNA from Kogia breviceps (pygmy sperm whale), 6398 nucleotides. The record is from RefSeq and is a predicted model, not a curated record. NCBI's taxonomy places the organism in Eukaryota, Metazoa, Chordata, Mammalia, Artiodactyla, Physeteridae.
GAGCGCUCGGAACCUGGGCCAGCAGAGGGGGCGCCCCGCCGCUGCCUGCACCGCCGCCUCCGCCGCGCUCGGGGGCCCCGGGAGGAGCGAGGGCGAGUCGGAGAGUCCGGGAGCCGAGCCCGGCGAGACCCAGCUGCGGGAGGGCGCCCGCCCCACUCAGCCGCCUCCUGCGCCCGAGCCGGGGAGCGCCGGCCGACAGCCCCGCGGGCCGGAGAGCUGGGAGCACAGGUCCCCGGAGCCCCAGGGAUGGUCUAGGAGUCGGCGCGAGGCUCGCUGCUCUGCUCCCUGCCGGGGCUCGCCGCCUCCUGCCGAUCGCCCAGGGCUGCGAGCCGCGGCGGCCGGGGGCUGCGAGCCGGGGCGGCCCAGGCCGGAGAAGUUAGUUGUGCGCGCAGCUUAGUGCGCGGAGCAAGCGAGCGAGCGAAGGAGCAGCGAAGCGCCGGGGCCAUGGGCUGGGGGAGCCGCUGCUGCUGCCCGGGACGGCUGGACUUGCUGUGCGUGCUGGCGCUGCUUGGGGGCUGCCUGCUCCCCGUGUGCCGGACGCGCGUCUACACCAACCACUGGGCAGUCAAAAUCGCCGGCGGCUUCCCGGAGGCCAGCCGCAUAGCCAGCAAGUACGGAUUCAUCAACCUAGGACAGAUCGGGGCCCUGAAGGAUUACUACCACUUCUAUCACAGCAGGACGAUUAAAAGGUCAGUUCUCUCAAGCAGAGGAACGCACAGUUUCAUUUCAAUGGAACCAAAGGUGGAGUGGAUCCAACAACAAGUGGUAAAAAAACGGACCAAGAGGGAUUAUGACUUUAGCCGCGCCCAGUCCACUUACUUCAAUGAUCCCAAGUGGCCAAGCAUGUGGUAUAUGCACUGCAGUGACAACACACAUCCCUGCCAGUCAGACAUGAAUAUCGAAGGAGCCUGGAAGAGAGGCUACACGGGAAAGAACAUCGUGGUCACCAUCCUGGAUGAUGGCAUUGAGAGGACCCAUCCAGACCUGAUGCAGAACUAUGAUGCUCUGGCGAGUUGUGACGUGAAUGGGAACGACUUAGACCCCAUGCCUCGUUAUGACGCGAGCAACGAGAACAAGCACGGGACCCGCUGCGCUGGAGAAGUGGCCGCCGCAGCAAACAACUCUCACUGCACAGUUGGCAUUGCUUUCAACGCCAGGAUCGGAGGAGUUCGAAUGCUGGAUGGAGACGUCACGGAUAUGGUUGAAGCAAAAUCAGUUAGCUUCAAUCCUCAGCAUGUGCACAUUUACAGUGCGAGCUGGGGCCCGGAUGACGAUGGCAAGACUGUGGAUGGACCAGCUCCACUCACCCGGCAAGCGUUUGAAAACGGUGUUAGAAUGGGGCGGAGAGGCCUUGGCUCUGUUUUUGUCUGGGCAUCAGGAAAUGGUGGGAGGAGCAAAGACCACUGCUCCUGUGAUGGCUACACCAACAGCAUCUACACCAUCUCCAUCAGCAGCACAGCUGAAAGCGGAAAGAAGCCUUGGUACCUGGAAGAGUGUUCGUCCACGCUGGCCACAACCUACAGCAGCGGAGAGUCCUAUGAUAAGAAAAUAAUCACUACGGAUCUGAGGCAGCGUUGCACGGAUAACCACACCGGGACUUCGGCCUCAGCCCCCAUGGCUGCAGGAAUCAUUGCACUGGCCCUGGAAGCCAAUCCGUUUCUGACCUGGAGAGACGUGCAGCAUGUUAUUGUAAGGACUUCCCGUGCAGGACAUUUGAACGCUAAUGACUGGAAAACCAAUGCUGCUGGUUUUAAGGUGAGCCAUCUCUAUGGAUUUGGACUGAUGGAUGCGGAAGCCAUGGUGAUGGAGGCGGAAAAGUGGACCACUGUUCCCCAGCAGCACGUUUGUGUGGAGAGCACAGACCGACAAAUCAAGACAGUUCGGCCCAACAGUGCGGUGCGCUCCGUCUACAAAGCAUCGGGCUGCUCCGACAAUCCCAACCACCACGUCAGCUACCUGGAGCACGUAGUUGUACGCAUCACCAUCACCCACCCCAGGAGGGGAGACCUGGCCAUCUACCUGACCUCGCCCUCAGGAACCAGGUCCCAGCUUUUGGCCAACAGGCUUUUUGAUCAUUCCAUGGAAGGAUUUAAAAAUUGGGAGUUCAUGACCAUUCAUUGCUGGGGAGAACGAGCCGCUGGUGACUGGAUCCUGGAAGUUUAUGAUACUCCCUCUCAGCUGAGGAACUUCAAGACUCCAGGUAAAUUGAAAGAAUGGUCUUUGGUCCUCUAUGGCACCUCCGUGCAGCCAUACUCACCCACCAACGAGUUUCCUAAAGUGGAACGUGUCCGGUAUAGCCGUGUUGAAGAUCCCACUGAUGACUAUGGGACAGAGGAUUAUGCAGGUCCCUGUGACCCUGAGUGCAGUGAGGUAGGCUGUGAUGGGCCAGGACCGGACCACUGCAAUGACUGUUUACACUACUACUACAAGCUGAAAAACAAUACCAGGAUCUGUGUCUCCAGCUGCCCCUCUGGCCACUACCAUGCUGACAAGAAGCGAUGCAGAAAGUGUGCCCCCAACUGCGAGUCCUGCUUUGGGAGCCACGGGGACCAGUGCCUGUCCUGUAAAUAUGGAUACUUCCUGAAUGAGGAAACGAACAGUUGUGUCACUCACUGCCCUGACGGAUCGUAUCAGGACACCAAGAAAAAUCUUUGCCGGAAAUGCAGUGAAAACUGCAAGACAUGUACUGAAUCUGACAACUGUACAGAAUGUAGGGAGGGGUCAAGCCUGCAGGGAUCCCGGUGUGCCGUUGCCUGUGAGGAUGGACGGUACUUCAACGGCCAAGACUGCCAACCCUGCCACCGCUUCUGCGCCACCUGUGCUGGAGCAGGUGCUGGUGGGUGUAUUAACUGCACAGAGGGCUACUUCAUGGAGGAUGGGAGGUGCGUGCAGAGCUGUAGUAUCAGCCAUUACUUCGACCACUCUUCAGAAAAUGGAUACAAAUCCUGCAAAAAAUGUGACACCAGCUGUUUGACAUGCAACGGUCCGGGGUUCAAGAACUGUACGAGCUGCCCCAGUGGGUAUCUCUUAGACUUAGGAAUGUGUCAAAUGGGAGCCAUCUGCAAGGACGGAGAAUACAUCGACGAGCACGGCCUCUGCCAGAUCUGUGAAGCCUUGUGUGCCAAGUGCCGGGGGCCAACCCAGGAAGACUGCACUGGCUGCCCCGGUACAAGGAUUUUUGAUGAUGGUCGCUGCGUUUUGAACUGUCCCUCGGGCAAAUUUGAAUUUAAGAACCAAUGCCAUCCAUGCCACUUCACCUGCCAAGAAUGCCAAGGAGAUGAGCCCUCCAACUGCACCUCCUGUGGAGUAGAUAAGCAUGGCCAAGAGCGGUUCCUAUACUGGGGAGAGUGCCUGGAGAGCUGUCCCACAGGCCACUACCCUGACAAGGGCCGCACCUGCCAGCCUUGCCCGGACAACUGUGAGCUUUGCCACAGCGCACACGUCUGCACACGAUGCGGGCGUGGCUACUUCCUGGUGCCCUCCAACCGCACCUGCCGGAAGUUAGAGUGUGGACAAGGUGAAGUCCAAGACCCAGACUACGAAGAAUGCAUGCCUUGUGAAGAAGGGUGUCUGGGAUGCAGUUUAGAUGAUCCAGGAACCUGCACAUCAUGCGCUAUGGGGUAUUACAUGUUCAAACACCAGUGUUAUAAAACCUGUCCUGAGAAGACCUACAGGGAAGAAUCUGAAUGCAAAGCAUGUGAUACCAACUGUGGCAACUGUGACCAGAAUGAAUGCUACUGGUGUGAAGAGGGCUUCUUCCUCUUGGGCGGCAGCUGUGUGAGGAACUGUGGCCCUGGCUUCUACGGUGACCCAGAGAUGGGAGAAUGUGAGCCCUGCCACCGAGCCUGCGAAACCUGCACCGGUGUUGGCCACAACCAGUGUAGCAGCUGCGGAGAAGGGUUGCAGCUGCUGCAUGGGACGUGUGUGCAUCCGGCCCAGACCCAGGUGGAAGGCAGAUUCUGGAAUGAACCUGUGCCCACUGCAAGCCCAUCUUUGGUGAAGAGCCCGCUGCAGGAGCGACGAAGGUGGAAGUUUCAAAUCAAAAGAGACCUCUUGGGAAGAUACCAGCCUUGUCAUCCUUCUUGCAAAACCUGCCAUGGAUCUGCAACCCUGUGCACUUCAUGUCCGAAAGGCACAUAUCUGUUGGCUCAGACCUGCGUCCCAUCCUGUCCCCAAGGCAUGUGGCCCUCAGUGAGGAGUGACAGCUGCGAGAACUGUACAGAGGACUGUGCCUCUUGCUCUGAAGCCAAUCUUUGCAAAAAGUGCCAAACGCAGCCAGACCACCCCCUCUUCCUCCACCAAGGCAGGUGCUUCACCAGGUGCCCUGAGGGCUUCUAUGGAGAAGAUGGCACUUGUGAACGCUGUAGCCCUUCCUGCAGAACAUGUGAAGGGAAUGCCACCAACUGCCACUCGUGUGAAAGAGGCCUCAUCCUGGACCAGGGGGUGUGCCGGGAAACCUGCCCCGAGAGGCAUGUGGCCGUGGAGGGGAUGUGCAAGCACUGCCCAGAGAUGUGUCAGGACUGCAUCCAUGAGAAAACAUGCAAAGAGUGCAUGCCUCAGUCCUUCCUGUACAAGGAUACGUGCCACCAGUCCUGUCCCAGCCACUUCUACGCAGAUGCGCGCCACUGUGUUCCCUGCCAUGAAGACUGUCUGGAGUGCAGUGGCCCCUCAAUGGAUGACUGUGACCUCUGUGCUGAGGCGUCCUUGGUUCUCUACGAUGGGCAGUGUUUGGAGGAGUGUCCAGAAGGAACUUACUUUGAAAAAGAGAUGAAGGUUUGCAAAGACUGCCACAAGUCCUGCCGGACCUGCUCGUCCUCGGGGACCUGCACGACGUGUCAAGAAGGCCUGAGGGUGAACAACCACGGAGGCUGUGUGCCUCACACUGAAUGCGCCGCCCUGGAGUACUGGGAUGAGGAGGCCCUGACCUGCCAGGCCUGUCAUGCCAAGUGCUUCCACUGCACGGGACCCUCGGAGGACCAGUGUCACAGCUGCCUGCGGGACAGACUCCUUCUCAACACGACCUGCGUGCAGGACUGCCCCGAGGGCUACUAUGCUGAUGAGGACAGCCACCGGUGUGCCCCCUGCCACAGCUCUUGUAGGACAUGUGAAGGGAGACACAGCAUGCAAUGCCUCUCCUGCCAGCCAGGGUGGUUCCAGCUGGGAAAGGAGUGUCUGCCCCACUGCAGAGAAGGGUAUUACGCAGAAAACUCCACGGGGCGGUGCAAGGGGUGCAGCAGGAGCUGCAAGGCCUGCAGUGGCCCGCGGCCCACAGACUGCCUGUCCUGCGAUCCAUUCUUCUUUCUGCUCCACUCCAAGGGACAGUGUCAUCGUACCUGCCCAGAGCAUUACUACGCAGAGCAAAGCACACAGACCUGUGAGAGAUGCCACCCAACUUGCGACAAAUGCAAAGGAAAAGGAGCAUUGACUUGCUUAUCCUGUGUGUGGAGUUACCACCUGGUGGGAGGAAUCUGCACCUCUGACUGUCUCGUGGGAGAGUACAGAGUGGGAGAGGGGGAGAAAUUUAACUGUGAAAAAUGCCAUGAGAGCUGCGUAGAAUGCAAAGGACCUGGCACCAAGAACUGUACUGUGUGUCCUGCCAACCUGGUGCUGCACAUGGAUGACAGCCGCUGCCUGCACUGCUGCAACACCUCCGAUCCCACCGAUGCCCAGGAGUGCUGUGACUGCCAUGACACCACAGAUGAGUGUAUCCUUCGAGCAAGUGAAGUUGAACCUGCAGGUGAGCGUUCCAAGACAGCCCUGUUCAUCACCUCCUCCGUUAUGCUGGUGCUUCUGCUAGGGGCAGCUGUGAUCAUCUGGAGGAAAUCUCGGGGCAGAGUCAGGCCCACAGAAAAGGCCGGCUAUGCAAAGCUGGCUGACCCUAGCAAGUCUUACUCCUCCUAUAAGAGCAGUCAUCAUGAGAGCACCAGCUUUGAAGAGGACCAGGUGAUUGAGUACAGGGACCGGGACGAAGAUGAGGAUGAUGAGGAUGACAUUGUCUACAUGGGCCAAGAUGGCACCGUCUACCGGAAAUUUAGGUAUGGGCUGCUGGAUGACGAUGAUGAAGAUGAACUGGAAUAUGAUGAUGAGAGCUACUCCUACCAGCAAACAGAGGUCACCUCCACCCCCAGCCCAUUCAACUCACAGGCAUGCAUGUGAGCAUUACAGUGUUGGAUUUUAUCCCGACACACCAGGGUGACGUGCGGGUGUUUGUGUUUGUCUUUUUAACCACGAGUCCAACUAGAUUGUGUAAGAAUGCUGAAAUAUUUUGUUCUUCUUUUGGAUGGCUAAACUCAAUUAACCAUAAUAGUUCAACCAUAAUUGAGGAACAAGGAUAAAAUACAGAAUGAUUUUCCUCAAAACAAUAUGUCAAGACACAAAACACAGGAUGUAAAAAAAGU